Leptopilina heterotoma is the source of this 876-nucleotide messenger RNA. RefSeq lists its product as uncharacterized. Bases 1 to 876 code for a protein of 291 amino acids. The record is from RefSeq and is a predicted model, not a curated record. The transcript has a single exon. NCBI's taxonomy places the organism in Eukaryota, Metazoa, Arthropoda, Insecta, Hymenoptera, Figitidae.
AUGUCGCCGGAGCAGGAACCAAACUUCCCAGUUACUGAGGAAGAGAGAUGGAAGUACUUAUUUACCUCUAUUAAUAAUUUGACGGCUUCUCUCAAUGAGACUCGUUCAAAAAUUCAUGCUUCUUCCAAGGUGAUUGAAUUGGUUGAUAAGAGAGUAAAUGAGCUGGAGAACAGGUUGACGCAAUCAGAUCUAUCUCUUUCUGCCCUACGCGAUCUCUCUCGUUCGAGAAACAUUGUUUUAUUCAAUUUAACUGAUACGGAUGAAGUUAACUCGGAUUUGAUUUCUGGAGUCUGCAAUGUUUUUCAAAAAGUGGAUCUGCAUAUACCCGAUCUGGCCUUUGAUGAUGUUUUUCGUCUGGGAAGGGACCAGGGAAACCGGCCUACUUUGGUAAAAUUUAUCUCCUCCAGAUGGGUCAGAAAGGUCUUCGGAAAAGUGAGGGAGUUAAGGAGUCAGAAUAUUUUUAUUUCUAACGAUCGCUCUAAGGAGGAGAGGGAGAAUCGUCGCAAAUUAUUAGAUCAAGCUCGGAAGUUAAGGGAAAAGGGUCAAAAUGCAGUGGUAAAGGGCAAUAGGAUUUUUAUUAGUCAUGAAAAAUUCAUAGAUAAUAAAUCACAAUCUUUAAUAAAAGAUAGUUCUUUACCGGAGGGCAAUUCCUCGCGAAAACGGUCUCUUACUUCGCCUCCAUCCUCACGUCUAUCUACGAAGAUACCGGAGAAAAUCAUAAAGAAAAACAAGAAGAUGACUUCUAAAGGAGAUUCUAAAUCCUCUCAAAUCAAUGAAUCCUUGGAUAAUUUCUUUUUAAAUUCGCGGCAAUCGACUAGUGACGAUGUGAUUAAAAAUCAUAGCUCAGCUUCUGGUGGAAUGGUUCUUGAGGAAUAG